Molecule: messenger RNA, 1331 nt
Organism: Centruroides sculpturatus (bark scorpion)
Lineage: Eukaryota; Metazoa; Arthropoda; Arachnida; Scorpiones; Buthidae
Product: tetraspanin-9-like
Exons: 9
Coding region: 115-819 (234 amino acids)
Cellular component (GO): membrane
Source: RefSeq, a predicted model, not a curated record
AGUCAAUCUAUAGUGUCAUUCGCCAACAGUCGGAGGUGGCGAACGGGCGCGCAUGCCAUCCAACGGUUGAAACUCCCGCACGUGCGGGAUUCUGGACCGGGUUCGGAGGUCGAAAUGGGUUCUCUACGUACUUGCGCUCGACACUGCGUAUGUUUCUUGGCCUUCAUCACAUGGCUGUUAGGAUGCGGGGUGAUAGGAUUUAUGAUGUGGAUUCUCGCCACCUCUUCCACAGUUGGGAUGUUUUUUACAGGAGCAUUGAUAUUUACAUAUGUUGUUUUGGGUUUUGGAACUCUUAUUUUUAUAGGAGGUCUUAUUGGAUGGAUAGGAUCUUAUAGAAAAGGUGGAUGUUUGAUGAAGUUGUUUCUUCUUCUAUCUGUUCUAACUAUUGCCUGUGAAAUUGGAGGUAUUGUGGCUCUCUACAUCAUGAAUGUAAAGUUGGUCAAAGUAUUAGGAAUUGCUUGGAAUGAAGUAAAUCAGGAUGCUAGAAAUGUCCUACAAAGAGAGUUCGCAUGCUGCGGAUUUCUAGGACCCGAAGAUUAUUCACCGGAAUCGACUCCCAUUGAUAAAAGUUGUUAUAAACCUAUAAUGAAGGAAGAAGACAUCUUAGAAGAACCGGAAUUAUAUAAGGAGGGAUGCAGAGACAAGAUGAUGGAUUGGAUGUCUAAAAAUAAAACAAUCUGGGUAGCGUGUUUAGGAUCGAUAUUAGCAGUUCAAGUUGUUUGCGUGCUUCUAACCGUCUACGUUGUCAGUCAUAGCAAAAGAGAACGGAGAAGUUCCAUCAAUUCUCUUGAUACCAGUCAUUCCCAUACAUAUCUUUAAACUGUAAAUAAUUAAAUUCCAGAUUUCCUGAUCCAAAUAUAAGUAUCUAAAUAAUUUAUAUAAAUAUAUUUUUGUUGAUUUUAACGUUUUAUAAAACCUAUUACGGGUUAUUUUAGUGCUGAAAUUGCUGUUUAACUAUAAAAAAAUGGCUUGACUGUAGGCAAUUUGUAUAUAUAUAUAGAACAUGUUUGAGAUGUAAAUAUUACUGGUAUGACUUUAAUUUUGUUUAAUUUUCUAAAAAACAACAUGUAUAUUUAUCAGCAUGCCAGCUUGUGUAUUGUAUCUGCGACGUUCUCGUUCAUGUGCCUUUUGAAUGUGGUACAAAUUCUUAAAAAAUUCUGAUUUUUUUAAAAUUUUACUGUCCAAUUUUUUAUCUACAUAUAUAUAUAUAUAACUCUAUAUUUCGAAAAAAUUAUCUAUUUUUGGACUGUAAUUUCAUAUUUUUAACUCGAUCUGUGUUAAUAUUCUAUGUUAUAUACAAACUUGAAUUAAAAAAAGGUGUAACUUGUGUC